CAUUAACGAGUUUAUGUCGCACUGAACCCGUGUUUUGUUCUUCUUUGAAAGCUCAGAUGAACAGCGUGACCCGUGUCUUUCUGCUGAGUUUUCUUCCAGUAUCUGCUCCACUUCUUUUCCUGUUUUCGGGAAACUGACGACGUGCGUGACGCGCUAUUGGUCAGCGUCUCUCCGGAGCCCCGCCCACGCGCUCAACGCGGAAGAGGAUUACUCCGAAUCAAAUGAACCAGGAGAUCCGGAUCCACACGGAGAAAUAUCCGUGUUUCCUCGCAGAAUAAACCGAACGAAGGAUGCGAGAAGCAGAUAUCGUGUCCGGGGUGGUGAAAUCCACCGAGCGUGAUGCUGAGGAGGUUCUGGAGAGCGGGCUGCUCCUGGAGGAGUCUGGGCUGUUGCACGCUGGACUGAAGCGGCACGCGGAGGAGUGGAGCGUCGAGCAGCGCUGUAGUUUGAACGACAGCGAAUCUGAGGAGGUUCUGAACGCUAUAAACCCAAACGAGAUGUACACGUCGACGGUGUGUGAGAGCGACAGCGGUCUGUCUGAAGAUCAGUCCUCAGACGGAGCCCACGAGCAGAGCCUCGCUAACACCGUCUAUCAGGUGGUGUAUGACAUCAGCGGUGUGGGAGGAGCCUCGGAGCAGGAGACGCCUCAGAUGGACGUGAUCUCCAUCGAGCUGGAUGAGUGGAGCUCUCAGAUGCUGCUGACCGACUCGUGUGUGGUCAACGAGCUGAUGUCUUCCGUCAAAAUGGAGAACGUUUCUGCUCACGAUGUGCAAGACAUUCAGAACCCAGAUGGUUUUUUGGUUUAUCCUGAACUCCAGCUCACAGAAGAAGAGCAGAAGCUGCUGGACCAGGAGGGAGUCUCACUGCCCAACAACCUGCCCCUGACCAAGGCUGAGGAGAGAAUCCUGAAGAAAGUGAGACGGAAGAUCCGUAAUAAACUCUCGGCGCAGGACAGUCGCAGGAGGAAGAAGGAAUACAUCGAUGGUCUGGAGAGCAGGGUGGCGGCGUGUUCAGCUCAGAAUAAAGAGCUGCAGAGGACCGUGGAUCAGCUGGAGAAACACAACGUGUCUCUCGUGGCUCAGCUGCACAGACUGCAGGCUCUGAUCAAGCAGACGGCCACUAAAGCUGCGCAGACGAGCACCUGUAUCAUGAUCCUCAUCUUCUCUCUGGCUCUACUCAUCUUCCCCAGCUACAGUCCGUUCAGCCGCCGCUCUCCGUCGGAGGAGGACAGCUACGCUCCGGCCAGCGUGAUUUCCAGAAACAUCUUGAACGACGUGGAGUCUCUUCCGCUCCUGGAGGAUCCUGGAGAAGACGAGCCGGUGUCUUCAGAGCCUCUGUCUCUCCCGCCGGGACCCAGACGCGCAGACGCAGACGCAGACGAGCCGCGGCAGACGCAGGACGCAGCUCUGGAGCAGGACCGGACACCGGAGCAGAGGAACGGCUCGGACGCAGCUCUGUCUGUGAGUUUAUCAGCUCCGGCGGCUGCAGCUAACGCAGACGCAGCCAAACCACCGCAUGCUGACGAGAUGUGAGGCUGCGCAUCAAAGCCCAGAGGAGAGCUUCUCUCACAUGCCUUUAUUUAUUCCCCCUGAACACAGAAACUUCAUCAGGUGCUUGAGUUCAGUGAGUCAGCGCUAAAAGAAUCAUAUCAGUGUGGUUUGUGUUUCACAGCACUCUUAAACGUUUAAUUCAUUUGUUAACAUAUAGAUUUAUUACGUGCAUAUAAAUACACACACACUCAGUAUUUCGGUAAAAUAUGUCAUGGUUGUUGUAUAUUAAAUGCGUUUAUUUAUAAUAUAAAUUAUAUUCAUAUAAAUAUAGCCCUAAAUAUUUAAGAUAUACACUGUAUGUGUGUGUAUUCAUAGAUGCGUCAUAAAUGUGCACAGAAACUUUUAUUUUGUAAUUGCUUCCGAUGACAGCGCUAGUGCUACAGAGCGGUUUAGUGCGGUUUUUUUUUUGCUUUAGUAAACAGAAAAGGCGAGACUAGAUCACGUGACACUAAAGACUGGAGUAAUGAUUCGAUCUCAGAAAUAGCAGGUUCACACAGAAAACACCUUCACUGUUCUUUCUGUAUUUUUGCAGCCUCUGUGAGAAGAAAUAUAAACCUCACUGAAGUCAAACACUAGUGUAUAUCUGAAUGAGUUUGUAUUGAAGCAGACAUACCUGAGAGCCUUUCUACAAAAUCCCCAAGCUUCCUCGCUUUUGUUUUUAUAAUAGAAAAGACCGAACUGUAGAAUAAUACUGUGUGGAGUUGAUCAGAGUUGAAUACAAGGCUUGUGGGAUGUUUUAAUGUUUCAGAUCGUCUGAGGGUGAACGGGUUGGGUCUCUUUUCUUAUUUUAUUGUCUUCUGAAUAAAAAAGACCUUUAUAAUA
Puntigrus tetrazona (Sumatra barb) is the source of this 2372-nucleotide messenger RNA. RefSeq names its product cAMP responsive element binding protein 3-like 4 (gene creb3l4). Gene Ontology annotation, biological process: regulation of transcription by RNA polymerase II. Gene Ontology annotation, molecular function: DNA-binding transcription factor activity, RNA polymerase II-specific; RNA polymerase II cis-regulatory region sequence-specific DNA binding. Lineage: Eukaryota; Metazoa; Chordata; Actinopteri; Cypriniformes; Cyprinidae. The transcript is spliced from 11 exons. Bases 291 to 1532 code for a protein of 413 amino acids. Gene Ontology annotation, cellular component: nucleus. The record is from RefSeq and is a predicted model, not a curated record.